This is a messenger RNA of Helianthus annuus (common sunflower), 1812 nucleotides long. Its product is annotated as small RNA degrading nuclease 1. Gene Ontology annotation, molecular function: nucleic acid binding; exonuclease activity. The transcript is spliced from 12 exons. Bases 114 to 1613 code for a protein of 499 amino acids. Lineage: Eukaryota; Viridiplantae; Streptophyta; Magnoliopsida; Asterales; Asteraceae. The record is from RefSeq and is a predicted model, not a curated record. Gene Ontology annotation, cellular component: nucleus.
CUUUACAGAACGCCGUCACCAAAUAAACAGUCGUUGUUAACGUCACUAUAAACCCUAGGGCACUACAAACCCUAAAAAAUUUGCUCUCAAAAUUACAACUAACAAGAACCCAAAUGACAGCAUUUUCAAUGGAGAAGAUAGAAAAAGCCCCAAAAGAGGUUCUGGUUGACAUUGUGAAAUUGGCACAAAAGAAAGGGAUGGAAGGUAGUAAUGGAGGAUGGAAGGAGUUUUUGAGUGUUUAUGAUAAGAAGUUGGGGAAAAGUUUGAGUGAUCCUGCAAGAAGGGCACCUGAUGCAUUGAUUGCUUUUUUGAAAACUUUUAGUAAUGUUGAUGAUUUGAAGUUUUUUGAUAAGGUGGUUGAAAAGCAUGAGAGCAUGGAGCAUAUCGAGAAGAAGACGGAUAAACUGUCUCCUGAACAGGAACUCGUUCACAAGACGGUUGCUCAUCCACACUAUGCACUAAAUUAUUCAUUUCCAUCACAUGAAGAGGGUUGGGUCCUUACAAAGAAUAGAAAAAAGUUAAAAGAAACGAGAUGUAACGCCCUGGUUGCCGUCGAUUGUGAGAUGGUACUGUGUGAAGAUGGCACUGAUGCCUUGGUUAGGGUUUGCGUAGUGGAUCGUGAUCUAAAGGUCCAACUUGAUGAACUUGUUAAACCUGAUAAAGUGGUCGUUGACUAUAGAACGAAUAUAACCGGGGUUAGUGCUAAAGACCUGGAACACGUUACUUGCUCGUUACAAGAUGUACAGGAAUCUAUGAAGAAAUUGCUAUCGAGAGGAACCAUACUGGUUGGUCACAGUCUGAAUAAUGAUCUACAUGCACUCAAGGUAGACCACACAAGAGUAAUUGAUACAUCUCUUGUCUUCAAGUACUGGAGCGGUUCCAAUUUUAAACGACCAUCGUUAAAUGACUUGUGUAAGACGGUUUUAGGGUAUGAACUUCGGAAGGAAGGUGCUCCACAUAAUUGUUUGGAGGAUGCACGGGCCGCGAUGAAACUUGUACUUGCCAAAAUAGACGGGGGAGUUGAUAACAACACUCUUCCUUCUUAUCAAAACAAUGUACAUGAUACUGACGCAAUGAAGUUACUUUGUCACCGCAUACCAAUCUGCGUAUCUGGAGAAAAAUUACUUGAAAUUAUUCCUGGUGAAUUCACCGUUGAGUUAAAGGCAAAUAAGAAAGCCGGAGGAGACAAGUAUGCCGCUUUUGCGGUUUUUAAAGAUAAACAUGCGGCUGAUGAAGCUUUCGAGGGCCUUGUUGGUGACCAGCUUAAAGAUUCAUCUGGGCGACCGCAGAAGUUAGUUUCUUUUAAACUGGAUUCAGGUGUGGCUGGUGAUUUGUAUGUUCGGAAGAUGGUCCAAGAUGGUGACGAUAAUAAUAAUAAUAUCCAGGUGGCAUCAAAUAAGAGGCCACUUGAAGACGAGACUCCAACUCAGCCCAAGAAGUUAAAGACAGACGGGGAGACGCCAGAACCAAAAGAGAUCGUUGUAUGUAAUAAUUGUGAUGGUUAUAUUAACCAGAUUGAAACUCUAAAGAAGCAGUUAAGUGAUCGAGAUCAAGAAAUAUCAAUGUUACACAAGAUCAUAGUUUCUCAAGCAAGAAAACAAUCCGGAAUUUGAAGUUUUGGGGGUCGAGGCUUUCUCAAGGGUUUCAGUUUUGGAUAUUAUUAUUCUUGUAACAUUUUCUAAACUAGUUUAUUGUUGUAAUUCUUUCUUUUUUAAGCAAAGUCUAAAAGACAAAAAAAUUAUUAGAUGUCAAAAGCAAAAGUUUAACAACAUUCAUAGUGUUUCAUCAUCAAAUAGAAUCAACAUUUAGUUA